This is a messenger RNA of Dioscorea cayenensis subsp. rotundata (Guinea yam), 1232 nucleotides long. RefSeq names its product plant intracellular Ras-group-related LRR protein 6. Gene Ontology annotation, molecular function: protein binding. The record is from RefSeq and is a predicted model, not a curated record. Lineage: Eukaryota; Viridiplantae; Streptophyta; Magnoliopsida; Dioscoreales; Dioscoreaceae. The transcript has 2 exons. The coding region runs from base 90 to 1061 and encodes 323 amino acids.
CCAAAUUUGGUUUAGAAAAGAGAAGACAACACUUGCACAAAUUCCAAAUUGUGAUCAUGUUCUUCAUUCUGAUACAUUGCACAGUUUAAAUGGCACAAAUUGACACAUACAAUACAACUUAUGGAAAACAAUAUUAUUAUGUUUUAACUUGUUUCAAAACUAGCCUUUAUGAGGGGUGUGUGUUAUGUAUCCAGAGCAUACCGGAGUCUUUGGCUGCGCGUAUGCUGAAUGUUGUAGUGCUGGAUCUGCAUUCGAACCAGCUGCAAGCUCUCCCGAACUCCAUUGGAUGUCUUUCCAAGCUAAAGAUUCUUAAUGUAUCUGGAAACCUUCUCAAGUCCUUCCCAAAGACGAUCGAGGAUUGCCGGGCUUUAGAAGAACUUAUAGCUAACUUCAAUCAGCUGAACAAACUCCCAGAAACCAUGGGUUUUGAGCUCACAAACCUCAGGAAGCUCUCCGUGAACUCCAACAAGCUCGCAUUCCUUCCCCAAUCCACCAGCCACAUGACCAACCUCCGUGUCCUUGAUGCCCGCCUCAACUGCCUCCAUUGUCUCCCUGAUGAUCUCGAGAAUCUCAUCCGACUCGAGGUCCUCAAUGUCAGCCAAAACUUCCACUACCUCCAUUCUUUACCUUACUCCAUUGGCCUCCUCACCUCGUUGCUCGAACUCGACAUAAGUUACAACAAGAUAACCGUUCUGCCAGACUCUAUCAGCUGCCUCACCAAGCUUCACAAGUUCCACGCAGAAGGCAACCCCCUUGUGAGCCCUCCGGUGGAGGUUGUGGACCAUAGCAUUGAUGCUGUGCGUGAGUACUUGAUUACCCGCAUGAAUGGCGUACCCACCGGCAAGCCCUCAGCAAAGAAAACGGCCUGGCUCAGUAGGCUGGUGAAAUGCGGGAGUUUCAAUGGUGGAAUGGGUGUGAAUAGCCGGCCUGGAGUAUAUGAGCACAACGGCUUCCUGCUCACUGAUUACCGUUCUAUUGUAGGCAUUGCAUCACCCCGGCAUGCCGGGAUGUUCUCCCCCCGCCGUCUCUUCUCUCCAAGGAGAUUUUCACCAUGGAGAUAAAGAGAUCACCGCAGGCAAGCUUCUCCCCUUGCCGAAAUUCAAUUCAGUUUUGGUAUGAAUUCUAUAACAACUCGUCUAAGGUGUCGUUCGUCAUAUACUUUCAUCGAAAGCCAGUUGGUAAAAUAAUCCAUUCAUAAAUACUACUCCAGUGAGUUUGGAACAUCUAAACUA